UUUACAUUCCAAGCUGCAAAUACUUUAUACAUUUCCGUGCCCAGUUAGGUGUCACGCUUAUGUACUAGCUUCGACAUCAAACGUGAUAGUUUUGUUUAACUCUCGGAAGUUUCAACACAAUAUUUUCAGCCAGAGAAUAAUAAUCGAUGGUCAAAAAGAUUGGUUUUUUCCAUCACCGCAAAUCAAAUUUCAAAUUCUAUUCACCGGUUUGAAGAACAUUCGCCAAGAUGAGUCGCAACCAAGAUAUCGUCGUUGAGGACCAAACGAGCUUGCAAAAUCCCGUCGAAACCUCCACCGAUUCGAUCGGCCAAAGCAUCAAAGUGCCCCAACCGAUGAGCAAACCUCGCGACGACUCGGACGUGUUCGCACCAAUGCCCAUGGAAUCGGACACCCCUAGGGCGCGCCUCAGCAAGCACCAGCAGAACAAACUGGUGGACGAGUUCAAGAAAAACUCCUACCUCAGCCCGAGACGCGCGCUCGAGCUAGCCCGUGGCUUGAAUCUCCCGAAGCAGAGCGUCCUCGACUGGUUCGGCCACCAACGCCAGAAACUGGGCGCGCGGAAGAAGAUCUGGCACCCCAGCCCCGAGCAAAUGAGCCUCCUGAAGCGGGAGUACGAGAAGGACAGGUAUCUAGACAAAGCCCGAAGGCGGACCAUCGCCGCGGAGCUGGGCGUCGACGACAAGCACCUGGCCAGGUGGUUCGCCAACCAGCGCAAGAAGCACGACACUCCGUUACCCGCACCGAGGGAGGACUGGCACUUGGCUGUCCCAUCGCUGGCUGACUUUUCGGCCAAGUUCCAUCUCCCGAAGAAGGUAGCUUCGCUGCUCGCUGACUUUGUCAGGGGUGACGAGCCACGCGGCCUUACCCUCGUCCCCCCGUUAUCGAGUUCGGACGGUAGAAAAGCAACCGAAGGCUUUUCAGGGGAAAGUUCCGAAGUAGGUGGACAGCCGAAGGUGAACUCGGAGCAUCGAGGAUUGCAGGAUGGUUCCUCCAAGCGGUGGAGUAGCUCGGGUGGUGAGCACAAAAAUACCAAAUUCAUGAGUGGUCGAGCUGUCCAAGGUGACUCGUCUGAGGAGGAAAACGUUCCCGUGGACUCGAACGUGGAAGGAAGUGGCAUUGCCAAGAGGAAGCGGUUGGUGGUGGGCCAGGAUCAAGUGGCCAAGCUGCAAAAGGAGUUUGCCAAAAGCACGAAAAUCGCCAAGGAAAGGAAGAUGGAGUUGGCCAAGGAGCUGAACGUGUCGACAAGGUACAUUGAGACGUGGUUCUCCAAGCGCAGGUUGAAGGAGAACGUCAAGCUAGCAGGUCCUUCGCUCGCGCCCGAAGCGACGAGACGUUUAGAAGAGGUGUUUGUUUCGGAGGGGGGCAUCCCGGACAGGGGGAGGAGGCACGUUUUGGCGGAGGAGCUGAACAUGAGCGAGAAGAACCUUUACGCUUGGUUUUACCGCAGGAGCAAGAAGGACAAACAGAAGAAGACACCCUGAAGUGGGUUGUGCAACUGUCAUUCGUGUGCUUGAUCGACUGAUUCAGAAUACUCGUUGGAAGAUAAAAGUACUUUUUAUUAUUACUAUUUAUUUUUUUAUUUUUUUAUGAUAAAGUUUAAGUUUACGUCAAAAGGCAAUUAAUAAUUCGUUUGUAUUUAAUACUUCAUUGCACUGUAGAAACAACUGUCUUCAGAAAGCACAAGUUACUACGUAUAGGUACUAAAGUUAGUGAAUUGGAGAAAAAAAGCAGAAUGUAUUUUGACAUAGCUUCAUUUUUAUUUGUUAACGUUUUUACGUUAAUCAGAGAUUAUAAUUACUUGUCUGUAUCGUAAUGUUAAAUUCAAAAAUUCUUUUUUAUUCUGUAAUCAACAUUUUGUCGUGUCGGUAAAAUUUAAUAAACUUUGAUUUUUUGUUAAACAAAAAAUGUAUUACGAAUUAAAUUGUAAAACAAAAUCUGGAUGAGGAAGCCAAACUUAUCUCUACUUGAUCCGACUUCAUUCGUAAUAUCUAUCAAAAAACAUCUCUGACAGAGAGUCCCAUUCAUCAAGUAUGAAUUGAAAUUUCAAACUCUUUUUCAUAUUUUCGUAGAUCUGAAUGUUGAGAAAUCACAAAAUUUUCCGUGCAUUUCAUGUAAUUGCGUAUUUAAUUAACACC
Messenger RNA from Copidosoma floridanum, 2135 nucleotides. RefSeq lists its product as uncharacterized. The record is from RefSeq and is a predicted model, not a curated record. Gene Ontology annotation, molecular function: DNA-binding transcription factor activity, RNA polymerase II-specific; RNA polymerase II cis-regulatory region sequence-specific DNA binding. Gene Ontology annotation, cellular component: nucleus. Lineage: Eukaryota; Metazoa; Arthropoda; Insecta; Hymenoptera; Encyrtidae. Gene Ontology annotation, biological process: regulation of transcription by RNA polymerase II; neuron differentiation; central nervous system development.